GUAAACUUUAUGACAGUUGAUAAGCCCGCUCACAGUAGUUGUUGAUAAAGCUUAAUAUUUUACUAUUUUCAUUCAAUUCCAUUGAUAAACUUUUGUUUAAAGAUUACUUAUAGUUCUUAUAUCACAAUCAUAUCGUCUAUCGUUAAUAAUAGUUUUGUUUUUUCUGAUUUAAAAUAAUUUAAUUUUUCAUUAACUACACAAAAAUAAUUACUAUUGUUACAACUAUUUUUGAUUGGUACAGUGUUUCGAAAAAAAAUAAAAGAACUCGCAUUUCAACAGACGUGUGUUCCUUUAACAUUUAAUAUAUUUUAAUAUUCUUAAAUCAUAUCAAAAGUCAAAUAAAAAUAUUAAUAAUAAUCAUAAUCAUAACAAAAGCAGAAGCAACAACAGACCAACCAAAAAUUCUGAAACACAAGGAAAAUAAACUCAUUCACAGUGGCGCUGCAUUCAACAGAAGCCCUCAUGGCGGCGGGCUUUUUAAAAUCUGGUGAUUUAGGACCACAUCCGCAUAGUUAUGGUGGUCCACAUCCACAUCAUUCUGUACCACAUGGACCAUUACCACCGGGCAUGCCGAUGCCAUCACUUGGACCCUUUGGGUUACCUCACGGUUUAGAAGCUGUUGGGUUCUCCCAAGGUGUGAAUACUCGCAAGCAACGACGUGAACGUACAACAUUUACACGAGCGCAAUUAGACGUUCUGGAAUCACUUUUCGGCAAAACACGAUAUCCUGAUAUAUUUAUGCGAGAAGAAGUUGCUCUAAAAAUAAAUCUUCCCGAAUCAAGAGUUCAGGUUUGGUUUAAGAAUCGACGUGCCAAGUGCCGCCAGCAACUGCAACAGCAACAACAAUCGAAUUCACUCAACAGUUCGAAGGGCAAUAGUGGUGGAGUGGGAUCCGGCGGUAAUUCGGGCUCCAGUCGCAAUUCAUCGAAUAGCAAUAAUAACAGCGGAAACGCCAACAAUCAAAAUAGCUCUAGUGGCAGCGGCAAUUCUGGAACGAACUCAUCGGGAACUCCGGCGAAAUCGAACAAUAAUAAUAACAACAACAACAAUAACAAUAAAUCAUCGGCAAACUCAGCGCCCUCUGGAGCUGGUUCUGGUGGCCAGUCUAUCAAGUCACACCAUAGUUCCUUCUUAAACUCUCACUCGCACUCCCACUCCUUGUCGUCGCAUCAUUCCGGCGGCGGAAGCAUGGGUGGCAAUACGGGAAAUCCUGGCGGCAACUCGCUGAACCUCGGCAGCGGGGGUCACAACUCCUCACCCAUUCUUCCAACACCUGCCACCUCCGUUAGUCCUGUCAGCAUAGUCUGCAAGAAGGAGCACAUGGGCGGCGGAGGAGGUGGUGGCUAUCAGUCAUCGGCUGCUGCCAACGGUGAAUCACUUCGUGCCGCAUAUGAUUCCAUGAAGGAUACGUCCGGCGGCGACAUUGGCUCGGGAAGUCAUCACGCCAGCCUCUAUGGCAGUGCCAGCACCAAUCCACGACUGGUGCAGCCAGGUGGCAACAUCACACCCAUGGACUCCAGCUCGAGCAUAACCACCCCGUCCCCGCCCGUCACACCGAUGUCGCCACAGAGCGCCGCUGCAGCACACGCUGCCGCCGCAGCCCAGUCCGCUCAAUCGGCCCACCACUCAGCUGCCGCUCACUCUGCCUACAUGUCCAACCACGACUCCUAUAACUUCUGGCACAAUCAGUACAACCAGUACCCCAACAACUACCAGACGCCCAGCUAUUACUCCCAAAUGGAGUACUUCAGCAACCAGAACCAGGUCAACUACAACAUGGGUCACUCCGGCUAUAGUGCCUCCAACUUUGGACUCUCGCCGAGCUCCUCCUUCACUGGCACCAUGUCUGCGCAGGCCUUCUCCCAAAACGGCCUCGACUACAUGUCCCCCCAAGACAAAUACGUUAACAUGGUGUAGGAGAUCCUACAAACAGCAGCCGCCGGCAAUGUGGCUCUAGAACGGAACGGAUAGGUGGCGACAUACACCCAGGCCCUCGAAACACACAUAUCCUAAAAAUCCUCCUCGAUAAAUAUAAAUUUUGUGUAAGUUGUCAUUCGCUCACACAGCCUGGAUCAACGAAAUUCAUAAGUGAUAAGCUCUAAACUUAAACAAAAAAUAAACAUAUUUAAAAAAUUUAAAUUUUUAAAUUCUCCUUAACCGUUAUGAAUAAAUUGUAAAUAUGUAUUUAAAAAAAAAAAACUUAAUAAAAACGGCCAGAGAAUUGUUUCAUUCAUCUUACUCAUGAAUAUGUACCUUGAAUUUAAAAAACAAAGUCAAACAAAAUCUUAAAAUUCGAUCUUCUUUGUAUUUAAGUUUUUGUUAAAUCAAAAAAUAAAUGAAUUAAAGUUUAAAUUUUAAAAUUAAAAUCGAAUUCUCCAUAAAACAAAAAAAAAAACUUACACACGUCAUCAUAUCUUUUUUGUAUAGUAAAACAAAUCUCUAUAUAUAUAUACACAAUCUAUAAUUAUAUUAUUAUAAAUAAAAACAAA
This is a messenger RNA of Eupeodes corollae, 2489 nucleotides long. RefSeq names its product homeotic protein ocelliless (gene oc). The coding region runs from base 463 to 1917 and encodes 484 amino acids. NCBI's taxonomy places the organism in Eukaryota, Metazoa, Arthropoda, Insecta, Diptera, Syrphidae. Gene Ontology annotation, cellular component: nucleus. The transcript has 4 exons. Gene Ontology annotation, biological process: regulation of transcription by RNA polymerase II. Gene Ontology annotation, molecular function: RNA polymerase II cis-regulatory region sequence-specific DNA binding; DNA-binding transcription factor activity, RNA polymerase II-specific. The record is from RefSeq and is a predicted model, not a curated record.